CAACGUCAGCCUCUCCACCGUCAUGCGCUGUGAGGGGCGGCAGAAGUGCUCGCUACACCUCAGAAUCAAGACCGCCUUCAAACUCACAGGAGACUCACCCUCUGGACCUCAGCAAUCAAACACCCACAGGACACAGAGAGUUUGGAUCAGAGUUCAAUUAUUUGUAACCAACAGUUUCACAAAUAAACCUGAGCUGGGUCCAGUAUUAAAGACAACAACCUCCUCCUCAUCUGUCUUUCCCAACUGCCCAACAAACAUGUUGACAUAUUAUUUAUACCAUCACACUCAAUGCAUGUGCCACCUCCGUCCACGCCCUCAUUACAUAUUAGUUCUCGUCACUCAGUGUGACCUCUGUUCCUUUCCAAGCCGGUUACUUGAAGGAAGGUGGAGGUUUCUUGCUGACGUCUCCCCCCUCGUUACUUCUCUUAUCGUUAUUGUGUCUGAGCUUCCUGGUCCUCGCUCUGCAGUCUUCUCUCUACCGGUUAAGACUGGAUCAGCACAAGGCUGCUGGGUAUCUAUGUCUGGUGUUGUUGACCCUCGUCUCAGGGAGGGAGCUGUGUGUGCCCUCUCAAUCAUCUUUGUAGAUGUAAUUAAAGCCAAAUAUAACACAAUGGAAAAGUUUAAUACACACUAUAUAUAUAUCUUGUAGAAGCACCCAAUUUGAAACAUUUUAACCACCACACUGUUUACCAGUUACUGUUUGGCCACUGGGUGUUCAAGGCGUCUCCUGGCUUCUGACUUUGAGAUACUUUUCUCCCCAGAGUCGAUCCAGGGUUUGUCCAUCUGCGUCGGCACCAGCGGGAUGAUGGCCAGCUGCCGAACGAUCAACUUCAGAAAAGAGUCGAGACACAGGCUCUCCGGGCUGCAGGUGGAAGUUGAGAAUGAUUGCAGUGACAUUUCUCCAGGCCAACGUGUGCAAGUAACAGUGAAAACUGUGCCGAGCUACUGCGGCGUCACCUGGACCGGCUCUUAUGGCGCUCCAGAAUGCAGCAGUGAAGAUUUGCUCACACAUGUCCCAGAAUGCAUCACUGGGAGGCUGUCAUAUGUGUUAAACCCACAGAGGAAGGAGCUGAGUGUCAGUGUGUCAGACAUGUUGGAGGAUCAAGACUACCACCUCCGUCUGUGCCACAAGGAUUUCAUCUGCGUUGGCACAGGGGCGUACACACUGAUAAAGAAAGGGCAACACGUAAAGAGCGCUAACCUCCCAUUCUCCCGACCUCUGCCCUGCCUCUGCAUCGAGGGAUGGUCAGCGGUGAUGGAUGCCUCGAGAGUCCAGGUCUGCCCGUUCACACACCGUCUCGAGGAGCUGUGGUCUGGAGUACUCUUUGACCCCGUUGAGGAGACGCUAUCAUGGGAGCCCGCCUGUCCCGUGACGGCUGUGGUUGCGUUGUGUCAGAAAAAAGAGGACGGCGUGUGCGUGGAUCUGCCUCACGCCUCACAGAACGUGAGCAGAGAAAAGAUCACAUUUACUAAAGUGGAUCCACACCCUCAUCUGUGCAUGAAGUUUACUGCAGGCCAUCAGUCCUGGACCAGGUGCCCUUUUGCUGAUACCAGAUUCCAAGCAUGGAAGGUGAUCGCGACGAGACAACAGGGCCAGGAAGACGUGAAGAUGUUGUCACAGAUCACCGCAACGUUUUCUGUAGAGCUGUGUGUGAGGUCUGAAGGCUCCACUGUGUGCCAGAUCACUGACACACACACCAUGCACGUGGAGAAACAUAGAGAGGUUGGUUUGAACAUGGCAGGGGAGCAAUGCAACUCUUGUCUCCAGGUGAAGAGGCUCGAUGUGAAGUUCGCUGCCACAGUCAUUUACUGUGUCGAGCACUGCAAUCAAACAUGGCCCUUCAGACCUGUCAUCUCCAGGCAAGCCUCUUGGGACUUUACUUGGGUCAUUUUACCUGCUGCCGUCUGCCUCUCUGGCAUCAUCAUUUUCACUCUGGCGCUCCACGUACUGUUAACCGUGUAUCAGAGGAGGAAACGAAAAAUAAAUGGUGGCUGCGUCUCUGAAAAGAGAACAGAUCCCACUUCUGACUGUGUAGUCACUGUAUCACAGAGUCAACCUGCUCUCCAUGGCGUUUUCCUCAUUCCCGACUCCCCACAGUGUGGGAACACUGAGAAGACCAACUUAAUCUCCCACUGACCAGAGAACAAGACAUUACUUGUAAUGUGCAGAGUAAAACCGUAAAGUUGUUACACAGACCAAGGAUUUCUCUGUUGAAUGCAACGUACAAGGAGAGAUAUUUCAAAUGUUAUAUUACAGUUAUUUUGCUGGUUAGUAUGCCCGUUAUAGUUAAUGGCUGUUGUUUAUGUAAUACAGUCAUAUGCAAAAGUUUAGGCACCCCUCUGAGGCUGCAUGAUAAUUUACUCUGUCUUCACCAAAAAAAGAUCACAGUUGUGUAAUAUUCAUUUUCUAGUUAACACUGAGUGCUGGGGUGUUUUCCAGACAAAGAUAUUUAGUGUAGCAGUAUUUAGUUGUGUGAAAUUAAAUCAAAUGUGAAAAAUAGGCUGUGCAAAAGUU
This is a messenger RNA of Pseudoliparis swirei, 2515 nucleotides long. RefSeq names its product interleukin 17 receptor E-like (gene il17rel). Lineage: Eukaryota; Metazoa; Chordata; Actinopteri; Perciformes; Liparidae. Bases 803 to 2137 code for a protein of 444 amino acids. The transcript is spliced from 16 exons. The record is from RefSeq and is a predicted model, not a curated record. Gene Ontology annotation, molecular function: interleukin-17 receptor activity.